This is a messenger RNA of Homo sapiens (human), 2853 nucleotides long. RefSeq names its product mitogen-activated protein kinase 15 (gene MAPK15). The record is from RefSeq and is a predicted model, not a curated record. Gene Ontology annotation, cellular component: centriole; autophagosome; Golgi apparatus. The coding region runs from base 812 to 2452 and encodes 546 amino acids. Lineage: Eukaryota; Metazoa; Chordata; Mammalia; Primates; Hominidae. Gene Ontology annotation, molecular function: MAP kinase activity; ATP binding; protein serine kinase activity. Gene Ontology annotation, biological process: MAPK cascade; positive regulation of spindle assembly; cellular response to stress. The transcript has 13 exons.
CGUCCGCGCGCCGAGGGGCGCGGCAGAUCUGCGGAGAGAGGACCUGCGGGGCGCGGCCGGUCCCCUCGGAGGCCUGUUCCGUCACACACUGGCGUCCUGCCUCCUCCGUAGGCGGGAGAGGUGGUCUGGAGCCCCUUCGUGCCUCAGUUUCCUCAUGGGGUAACACGAUCCUGACUCCCAGGAACCUGGCUCCUGGAGGCAGGUGACAGCCAGGGCCGCCAGAGGCCUCAGGCAGAGGGAUCCUGGCGCCCCACUCCCCACGCGUCCACAGUCGCCCGCUUCCCGGGUGCACACGACGCUCUGGGGAGGCUGGGCCCGCGCCCGGGUCACUGAGAGGAAGGGCGGACCCCAGGCUCAGGAGCACAGGGGCGAGGCCCGAGAAGGGCCUGAGCGGUUAUGGGGUGGGCGCAGAGUGAAGGGCAGAGCCUUGUGUAUCUGUGUGUGUGUGUGAGCAUGUAAGCCUGUGUGUGUGUGCGUGGGUGUGUGGGGGGGUGUUCGAGGGUGCCAUGGGGGAGGGGAGGAAGAGCCUUCCAGGCAGUGCAGACGGUAAGUGCGUAGGCCCAGUGCAGGGUUGUGUAUGUGCAACUGGAUAGGAGAUGGAGAGAGACAGGUGAGUGGUGAGGGUCCGAUCGUGUGGGAGCUUUGGGGAACUUCCAAGACUUUGGUUUUUACUGUUGCUGAGGCUGGGAGCUGUAGCAGCUGCUGGUGUCACUUUACAAGGCCCACCCCUGUGCUGAGGACCUACCGUGGGUGUGCACGGGAGCGGCAGACGGAGAUGAGUUAAGGGGUUAGCGUAGCCACGCAGCGAGAGAUGCCAGAGGCUGGGACCAGGGUGGGGGCAGAAGAGACCGUGGCAGGGGCUAGAUUCUGGAGGAAUCUGAAGGCCUAUGGCAUUGUGUGGAAGGCAGUGGACCGGAGGACUGGUGAGGUCGUGGCCAUCAAGAAAAUCUUUGAUGCUUUUAGGGAUAAGACAGAUGCCCAGAGAACAUUCCGGGAAAUCACGCUCCUCCAGGAGUUUGGGGACCAUCCCAACAUCAUCAGCCUCCUUGACGUGAUCCGGGCAGAGAACGACAGGGACAUUUACCUGGUGUUUGAGUUUAUGGACACUGACCUGAACGCAGUCAUCCGGAAGGGCGGCCUGCUGCAGGACGUCCACGUGCGCUCCAUCUUCUACCAGCUCCUGCGGGCCACCCGGUUCCUCCACUCGGGGCACGUUGUGCACCGGGACCAGAAGCCGUCCAAUGUGCUCCUGGAUGCCAACUGCACAGUGAAGCUGUGUGACUUUGGCCUGGCCCGCUCCCUGGGCGACCUCCCCGAGGGGCCUGAGGACCAGGCCGUGACAGAGUACGUGGCCACACGCUGGUACCGAGCACCGGAGGUGCUGCUCUCUUCGCACCGAUACACCCUUGGGGUGGACAUGUGGAGUCUGGGCUGUAUCCUGGGGGAGAUGCUGCGGGGGAGACCCCUGUUCCCCGGCACGUCCACCCUCCACCAGCUGGAGCUGAUCCUGGAGACCAUCCCACCGCCAUCUGAGGAGGACCUCCUGGCUCUCGGCUCAGGCUGCCGUGCCUCUGUGCUGCACCAGCUGGGGUCCCGGCCACGACAGACGCUGGAUGCCCUCCUACCGCCAGACACCUCCCCAGAGGCCUUGGACCUCCUUAGGCGACUCCUGGUGUUCGCCCCGGACAAGCGGUUAAGCGCGACCCAGGCACUGCAGCACCCCUACGUGCAGAGGUUCCACUGCCCCAGCGACGAGUGGGCACGAGAGGCAGAUGUGCGGCCCCGGGCACACGAAGGGGUCCAGCUCUCUGUGCCUGAGUACCGCAGCCGCGUCUAUCAGAUGAUCCUGGAGUGUGGAGGCAGCAGCGGCACCUCGAGAGAGAAGGGCCCGGAGGGUGUCUCCCCAAGCCAGGCACACCUGCACAAACCCAGAGCCGACCCUCAGCUGCCUUCUAGGACACCUGUGCAGGGUCCCAGACCCAGGCCCCAGAGCAGCCCAGGCCAUGACCCUGCCGAGCACGAGUCCCCCCGUGCAGCCAAGAACGUUCCCAGGCAGAACUCCGCUCCCCUGCUCCAAACUGCUCUCCUAGGGAAUGGGGAAAGGCCCCCUGGGGCGAAGGAAGCGCCCCCCUUGACACUCUCGCUGGUGAAGCCAAGCGGGAGGGGAGCUGCGCCCUCCCUGACCUCCCAGGCUGCGGCUCAGGUGGCCAACCAGGCCCUGAUCCGGGGUGACUGGAACCGGGGCGGUGGGGUGAGGGUGGCCAGCGUACAACAGGUAAGCCCGGCCCAGUCUGCCCCCGUCCCCUCAUCCUCCUUUCCCCUUUCCCCUUCCCCCCUGCUUUUCCCUCCCUUCCCCAUGCUUCCCAUUGCCCCUCCAAUGUCCAGUUCAAAUCUCUCGAGGACCUCAAGGCCUCCCCUCCACUGCACCCCCUCUGAUGGCCCCUUUAUGUGACCCUCAACUGUACACAGGUCCCUCCCCGGCUUCCUCCGGAGGCCCGGCCCGGCCGGAGGAUGUUCAGCACCUCUGCCUUGCAGGGUGCCCAGGGGGGUGCCAGGGCUUUGCUUGGAGGCUACUCCCAAGCCUACGGGACUGUCUGCCACUCGGCACUGGGCCACCUGCCCCUGCUGGAGGGGCACCAUGUGUGAGCCGCCCUACUCCCUUCACCUGGCCCUCUGUUCCUGCCCCAGCCCCUUCCCCAGACCCCUCUCCAGUCUCCUGCACCCCUUAGCCCUCCCUGCUUUGCCUGGCCCGUUGAAGUUCCAGGGAGCUUGCCCGGGUCUCCUCGGGGGAGCAGAUGAGGGCCCUGCCCCCGCCCCACUGACUUCCUCCAAUAAAGUCAUGUCUGCCCCCAA